CAGCAGCUUGAGCAAGGAAGAUGCGCUGAAGCUAGUAUCUUCCAACGGCAUGAUUCUCCAGUUCAUCUCUCUAGAGUUACGAGACGACAAAGACGCUGUUCUGGUAGCAAUCAAGUCAACGCGUUAUGGUCGGUGGCCGUUUCUUUAUAUUAACUCGGCAUUGAAGUAUGCCCCAACGCGGUUGCGAAAUGACAGGGAAGUAGUGCUUGCAGCAGUUCGCGCCAUUGCUAAACCGCUCCAGUAUGCAUCGCCUGAGCUAAGAGAUGACAGAGACACUGUUCUGGCAGCAGUGUGGUUAAGAAAUCGUAAAUCGCAGCUCCCUGAAGAUCCUAAAUUCCUCAAAGUUUGAAAGGUCUCAAAGAUCGCUGGCCCAAGUGGUUCGAAAGGAGACUAAAGGCCGGCUUAAUUUAGUUGGUUCCUUAUGCGUGUCUGAUCAAGUUCUUGAAUAGAUUUAUUCAGAUUCUCGGCCUAGGAUUGCAAAUGGGUACCAAUUUGCAAACUCAGCCCGACAGUCCAACAAAAAAACUAAGUCCAGCUAUGUCGUUCCGCACUAGGUCCCGCACAUGAUUAAUGUUGCUUCUUUUCUUCUUUUCGUUUCACUCCUUGCACAUUUUUAGAACGUGCAAGAAGUGAACACCUACUAGCUUGGAGCGUCCGAUAACAUCCCUCCCACUUCACUAGGAUCCUCCUCCUCCCCAAAAUAAGAAACUAAGCACGGCAAAGAUGUAAGCGAUGCGCGUUUUUCUAAUUUCAGUGGUGCGAGUGCUGGGAUGUUGAGGCAGCGAAACCCGCGCUGUUUCUGUGCGGAUGAGUGGCCACGGGCUACCAUGGAUAACGAGGUGCGGAGAUGGAUUGCAGACGACAGCGAGCUGAAGCUCCCUAAGGAAGAAGUAGACACACUGAAUGGCCCUGAAGCAGCGCUCUAUUACGUCUGUUGGCUUGUGCCCUCACUUAUGCUGCUGGUUGAGAUCUGUCGGGAGGAGUUAGGAAUUGUCAAGGUGGACGUCGCCGCCAGGAAGAGAAAGAAGGAACUUAUAGAAAAGUUGAAGAAAAAGGAGGCACAGUGAUGUGAUCCUGUUGCUUAUAGCUCACCUAUGUGUGUGCUGUCUGUCCCUGUCCAUGCCAGCACUUGAAGAUUGCACAAUUACAAACUUGCAAUCCGAAUUCGCACAGAGUAAUCAUAUCCCCACGAAGAAGGCCCAUUCCCUCGUCCUUGAUUCCAGAACCCAUCAUUCCUUGUGCGACGCCAACUGGCAUAGACACUAAGAAGUCAUCGAAUUGAACAACAUCCUCUUGUGCAACAACGCGAUCAGUGAGAGAAGAAAUACAC
Amoebophrya sp. A25 is the source of this 1330-nucleotide messenger RNA. Lineage: Eukaryota; Dinophyceae; Syndiniales; Amoebophryaceae. The record is from the annotation of a GenBank genome assembly.